Messenger RNA from Clarias gariepinus (North African catfish), 2788 nucleotides. It is a transcript of the gene pigq, whose product is annotated as phosphatidylinositol glycan anchor biosynthesis, class Q. The record is from RefSeq and is a predicted model, not a curated record. The coding region runs from base 342 to 2063 and encodes 573 amino acids. Gene Ontology annotation, cellular component: endoplasmic reticulum; membrane. Lineage: Eukaryota; Metazoa; Chordata; Actinopteri; Siluriformes; Clariidae. Gene Ontology annotation, biological process: GPI anchor biosynthetic process. The transcript is spliced from 11 exons.
UCUGCGCUCUGUGGGAUAGUUUAUUGUAUUAAGCUAGCAUUAGAAGCUAACGUCAAACUUACUCGUAUGGUUAAAAAGUUAGCCGAGUAGUUAGCAUGCCAGAUACAUUAGCGGUGUUAGCUUGAAUUGGUGCAACGCUGUCACCUCGUUAUUGCGAUAUAUUAGUAAUUAAAUGUUUAUGUAUAUAUUUUAAUUCAAGAAUGUUAGUAACGUUACGGUAGACUGGACAAAUCGAUGCCAUUUGUGCCUGAGGCGUGUGGUUUCUAUAGUAACGGCUCCAGGACCCAGUAUGUGAAGGGCAGAGAGAGGACACUGAGGUCACUUUUUUAGAAAGCGCAGUCAUGGUGCUGAAGAUCUUCUUCCCGCGGUGCUGCAACAUGGCCGACAGCGGUCUGCUCGUAGGCCGCUGGAUCCCAGGCCACGACUCGGCCGUGGUGCUCGCUGUCGUUCACUACCCCUUCAUACCCGGCCACGUGAAGAAGUACCUGAGUGAGCUGCGCAGCCAGAUUCAGCUGGAUCUGACCAUCCUGGGCUCGUGGAGCUUCUCCAAGGACGGCCAGAAGGAAAUGGACGGCUUCCUGAAUGACCUCAGCACCAUCUUCCCUCACACGCGCUGGCUGCAGCUGAGCCGUGAACCUGGGAAGCGAGGAUUCUCAUGUGAGUUGGUGCCCAAAAAUGGACAAGCACCAGCAGGCGGCGAGGAAGACAAAACCAUCUUCGUCCAUUACGACCAGAGGAAGGUCAUGCUCUCGCAGCUUCACCCUGUCCACGAGAACGCCGCUGAUGUGGAGUCUUCAGAGCUACGCGCGGUUUUCAACACGGUUUCACAGAGCGAGCCGCUGUUCCUCCUCGAUAAAUAUGACGACGGGCCACUGAAGCUGACCCACUGGCAGUCAGAUGGCAGGGAGGCGAGCAUCAUCGUCGAAUUGGUCAAGCAAGCCUCCGUCCCCAUCUGCAUCCUCCUCACCAUGCUGGUGUCUUGGUGGAGAUGGGUGUGGAGCUUCAGGGUGCUGAAUAUUUGGCCGUUGCGCUUCAUCGCAGGCAAGCUGUCCACCUGCGUUCAGGCGGGAUACAGGACCGAUCAUUUCCAAACCGUCUUCUCGACCAGGAAAGCCACGACGCACACGGACUUCAUGAGGAAGGCGAACAUGUUUGUGUCCUUCUUUGUGGACAUAGCUCUGGGACUGCUGCUGAUCUCUUGGCUCUACAGAGAGAACCGCAUCAGCCAGCUCGCUAACACCUUAGUGCCGGCUGCUGACCACGUAGCAAAGGAGCUGCAGGAGCUGCUGGAGUGGCUCAUGGGCGCCCCCGCUGGUCUGAAGAUGAAUCGCGCUUUAGACGAGGUCCUGGGGAGAUUCUUCCUCUACCACAUUCACCUGUGGAUCAGUUACAUCCGUCUAAUGUCUCCCUUUAUCGAAAUGAUCUUGUGGUACGUCGGACUCUCUGCUUGCCUGGGUUUGACCUUCGCUCUGUCUGUCCUGUCGGACAUCGUGGCGUUUUUGACCUUCCACAUCUACUGCUUUUACGUGUAUGGAGCUCGGCUCUACUUUCUGAAGAUCUACGGCCUGUCAUCUCUCUGGAGGCUCUUCCGUGGGAAAAAGUGGAACGUCCUGAGACAGCGCGUGGACUCGUGCUCUUACGACUUAGACCAGCUGUUUCUCGGGACUCUGCUCUUCACCGUGCUGCUGUUUCUGCUCCCCACCACUGCGCUGUAUUACCUGGUCUUUACCCUGCUGCGGCUGGUGGUGGUGAUGUUCCAGGGUCUGAUCCACCUCAGCGUGGACUUCAUCAACUCCUUCCCGCUGUUCGCCGUGGGGCUGCGCGUCUGCCGGCCGUAUCGACUGGCUGAGGGAGUGAAAUUCCAUGUGCUGCAUGAAGAACCUGGUGCUCCACUUCACCUGCUGAUGGAGAUUAACCCUCUGCAGUGCGGUUCGGUGCUGCAGUGUUAUCGCAUCGAGACGUCCGGCUGCUCGUCCAGAGACUCGUGGCUCGCUUUGUGUAAGAAGCUGUUUGUAGGAGAGCUCAUUUACCCCUGGAGGCAGAAAAGCACCAAGACUGACUGAAACGCACCCGAGACUCUCCUGAGCUCCACCACACUCACCAACACACACACCCCUCCCCCAGCAAUCACACAAUCACCACUCCGAUGACACGCCCACUCCUCUCUCUCUCCGCCCGCUGUGUGAGAUGGCAUCGGAGGUGUCUGUGUUUUUUUAUUUUGUUUUUUUCUGAACUGAAUAAAUGUUCUGCCCUGGUCUGGUGCUGCUUAUGGUAUUUUAAUCCUAGUCUUAGUCUUAAUAAAAUCUAAUCCUAAAUUCAGAUCCUAAUUAUUUUCUUAUGAUUAUUAACUUAUUGAUUUGUUGAUGAUUAUACAUUGUUUUCUAACAUUCAGUUGAUGAAGUGUAGUUUUUAUUUCUUUUUGGUGUAUUUUGGUGUAUGUUUAACAAAAAUGUCCUUAAAAAAUUCUGAAAAUUGAAAAAAUUGAAGAUUGAAAAUCCUGUAAUAAUAAAGUAGUGAUGUAGUGACCUGAGGUGGGUUCAUCUGAACUGAUACUGAUUCGUUCACCUGAGUGAGUCGUUUGAACUGAAUCAUUUGUAAAUGAAUCAUUCGUACUUCAGGUGUGGUUUGCGCUCAGCAUUUCGACUUGUGCCAUGUCAUUUAAGCCUCCUGUUUCUGUGGUGUCUUGUUGAUUACAAACACAUUAGCAUGUUUAUUGAUCAGGAGGAAUCAGAUACAUUUUUUGUCACUUAAGAAUAUUUUUUUUCUAAUUUGCAUUAAAAUACUCUUU